Molecule: messenger RNA, 1005 nt
Organism: Solea solea (common sole)
Lineage: Eukaryota; Metazoa; Chordata; Actinopteri; Pleuronectiformes; Soleidae
Gene: hemk2
Product: N-6 adenine-specific DNA methyltransferase 1
Exons: 6
Coding region: 1-648 (215 amino acids)
Biological process (GO): methylation
Cellular component (GO): eRF1 methyltransferase complex
Molecular function (GO): protein methyltransferase activity; S-adenosylmethionine-dependent methyltransferase activity; nucleic acid binding
Source: RefSeq, a predicted model, not a curated record
AUGAGUUAUCCCACACCGCUGUACUCUCACGCGGGCCGAGGACACUUCCGGGACGUCUACGAACCUGCGGAGGACUCGUUCCUGCUGAUGGACGCGCUGGAGAAAGACGCUCAGAAGCUCCAGCUGCUCAGUCCGUCUGUGUGCGUGGAGGUUGGCAGCGGCUCCGGGGUGGUGUCUGCAUUCCUGGCAUCAAUUGUCGGACCCUCGGCCUUAUACAUUUGCACAGAUGUGAACCCUGAGGCGGCACAGUGCACAAAAGAGACGGCGUCUUGUAACAGUGUUUCACUGCAGCCCGUCAUCACAGACCUGGUGGAGUGUCUUCUGCCACAGCUUAGUGGCAAAGUAGAUGUCCUCCUGUUUAACCCUCCCUAUGUGGUGACACCAUCAGAAGAGGUUGGCAGCAGAGGCAUAGAGGCCGCCUGGGCAGGCGGGAAGCGAGGACGAGAAGUGACGGACAGAUUUCUGCCCAUGGUGUCACAACUGCUGUCCACUGACGGCUUGUUCUACCUCAUCACCGUUGCGGAGAACGAUCCAGAGGAAAUAAUCCGUUUGCUGGGGAACUACGGCUUGACGGGAGAAUCGCGCUUGUCGACAAGAGCAAGGAAUGAGAGACUGUCUGUUCUGCGCUUCCACAGGAAGGAAACAUGAACUGCCACCAAUGAGGACAUUCACCUAACAUCAAGUCUUGGAUUCUACAAGGACACGUGUUUACAGCAGAGACAUUCAUUCACUCAUCAUUUACUUACAAGUUAUGGAUAGUGUUACAAGUCAGACAUCAUGCUUUACAGUGCAGACAUAAAGGUGCCAUUUCAUACAAGGAAUUAAUGGAAUGUAAUUUCACUUUCAAGUAAGACGCUUCUAAUUAAAUGUUCCCUAUUUUAUCUAAAAACUUGUACCAUCCAAUGAACUGAACUGGACCCAACAAUCCGAAGAUGUUCUAUUACAGAAUGUAUUGUUAAUUGUUCACAGCGAGAUGAGAUCUAUGGAAUAAAGUGUUAAAUUUAA